Sinocyclocheilus grahami is the source of this 1387-nucleotide messenger RNA. Its product is annotated as fibronectin-like. Bases 133 to 459 code for a protein of 108 amino acids. The transcript has 4 exons. Lineage: Eukaryota; Metazoa; Chordata; Actinopteri; Cypriniformes; Cyprinidae. The record is from RefSeq and is a predicted model, not a curated record. Gene Ontology annotation, cellular component: extracellular region.
UUUUCCUGUAGACAAUCCUGUGUGAGUGCAUCUACUCUAAAUAUCACUUUUUACACAGAAUGGUGUCAUGACAAUGGAAACAACUACCGCAUUGGUGAAAAGUGGGAGCGACGGGCAGAAAACGGUCACUUGAUGAGCUGCACUUGUUUGGGCAAUGGCAAAGGAGAGUUCAAGUGUGAACCACAUGAGUCCAUAUGUUACGAUGACGGAAAGAUGUAUCAGGUUGGAAACCAGUGGCAGAAAGAAUACUUAGGGGCCAUUUGCACUUGCACAUGCUAUGGCGGACAGCAGGGCUGGCGAUGUGAGAACUGCAGAAGGCCUGGUGCUGAGAUAAGCUCUGACCUGCUCAAACCUGUCCGCUUAAACACUGGCCAGAGAAUGAACAUUCAGUGCCCCAUUGAAUGUCUCCGACCUGAGCUUCUUGCAGAUGCUGUGGCCAACGCCAAACCCAGAGAGUAAAAUUGUUUCUGACCAAACUGCACCAUGACCUUCUGCCCCCCUCAUGCAUCAUUUCAUUGGGACAUGUAAUAAAGAUGUGAUUUUAUAUGAGAACAUACUAAUCACAUACUGCUUUAAAAUCUCCCAGUUUAUGUCAUGUCUCCACUGCCGUCCAGUUGUGAUGCCAUAGCAACAGCUGCAUUUAUUCACAGCCUUUGAUUGGCUGUUGUUUGGUUGAGGAAUUUCAAUGGCUUUUACAUUUUUGUUUGCUAGUGUUUUAUACAUCCAUUAAAAAAAAUUACUGCAAUGUCAAAAGAUAUUUCUUAUUGCAGUCAGUUAAACCCAUUUGUUGAUACCAAAACUAUAACGGGAAAGUGCAUUUUCUCUGUUAAUAUGUGAAGAGAUUUUUUUUAUAUAUAUAUAUAUAUAUACAGCUUUCUAAUCAAUUAAAUUUACAAUAAACUACCUUACCAUUAUUGUUAGAGGUUUUCAGUCUUUAUUAUUUGAUAUAGAGGCAAUUAUGAGACAGAAGUAAAAACAAGCACUGUUUUAUAAGAAUGUUAGAACACCACUGGGGGUACACUGAGGUACCAAAAAUUAAGUCUCAAUGGGUCUUUUAUGUGUUUUUUUUUUUUCAACAUGGCUCAUUGAUUAUUUAGAGUCAGCACUGUUUUUAGAUAGAUACACAUUUUAAUUUUCUAAAUUCUUUGACUAUUUAUCCCCUUAAUUCAGAAGUGUUUGGAUUGUAUAGAAUUUGUCUCAUUUGAUUGUCAUUGUUCUACACCAGUUCUCACUACUGUUAAAUCCAUUUUCUGAUAUAUUGCAAGACUUAUGAAAAAUUGUAUUUAUACAAUGUCACUCAAAACUAAUUAUUUUGGAACUAGGUUCUAAAGUAAACAAGCCUUGCAAAAAGCAUGUCAACAAAUGCAAAUAAACCCUUGAUGGAAUC